UGUCAUCAUAUCAAAGUGCGAACAUCUGAGGAAGAGGCAUUAUUUUAGAGUCUGUAUUUUGGCACCUGUGUGAGAAGUAUAAUCAAAGAUGGAGGCAAGAAUGGUCUUUCUAUUCUGUUUUUUGGCAGUUGAUGACAGUGCUGCACAAGCGAAAACAAGCCUGAUGGAUGACCAGCCCUCCUUACGGAUCCCUGUCUCAGAGACAGCCACUAUGCAGUGCUGUUACAAAGGCACACCUAGCCAGGUCACAUGGUCCCUGACAGUUAUGACUUCCCACGGUAACAGUACGAGUAACCAGAUCACCCUGCCUAAUGAACGAAUGAAAGUAUCAAAUACUUUCAUAAAAGAGACGGAAAAGGAUGUCAAAUGCAGUUCUCUGGAGCUAAAAAAUGUCAGCAAGACUGAUAUUGGCCUGUAUUCGUGCACCCUAAACCUCACUCAGCCGCCCUACAUUCUUACUACGCCCGGCACCUUCCUGCAGGUGUUUGAGCCCAUUCGCAAGACACUGAACAUCAGCGAGACGACUAAAAACAGCAUCAUCACUGUUCAAGGUGUUUUUCUGCUGUUUUGCGUGCUCAUUCCUGGCACCAUGCUCAUCUGCAAGUCAAGGGGACUUCAUGAGCUGGAGAAGAGAAAGGGCAAGGAGGAAGAAAAUAUUUAUGAGGGUCUAAAUCUGGACGAUUGCACCUCAACCUAUCAUCAGAUCCAACGCUCUCAAGUACAAGGUCCUUACCAGGAUGUGGUCAAUACUGUGGAAGAUGACAUUCUGCUGGAGAAGCCCUGAAUAGGUGGCAAUGGAGAGGCUGAAAGUAAAAAGAGUGGAUUAGGUUGCUGUCUUUAUAAGGGUGGAAAGGGGAAAUGACAUGGAAUCAUAUUUUAAAGCUAUUAAAGAAAACAUAAAUGUGUCUUUAUAUAUAUUUUUUUCUUUAUCUGUGGAUUUUUAUCUGUUUGUCUGUGCCUUUGUAUCGUUAAAAGUGGUCUACUAACAAAGCCUAUGUGAGUUUCUGCAUCACUGUUGAAAUAAAACAAUAUAAAAAAAACAUCGCCAAUUAUAUAUAUGAGUACAAAACCAUACACAAAACCAGAAAGAGAAAAAAAGAAAUGAAUAAAGA
This is a messenger RNA of Colossoma macropomum (tambaqui), 1112 nucleotides long. RefSeq names its product CD79a molecule, immunoglobulin-associated alpha (gene cd79a). Gene Ontology annotation, cellular component: B cell receptor complex; external side of plasma membrane. The transcript has 5 exons. NCBI's taxonomy places the organism in Eukaryota, Metazoa, Chordata, Actinopteri, Characiformes, Serrasalmidae. The record is from RefSeq and is a predicted model, not a curated record. The coding region runs from base 89 to 784 and encodes 231 amino acids. Gene Ontology annotation, biological process: B cell differentiation; B cell receptor signaling pathway.